AUGAAUAAAAUAACAGCCAUGCGUCACUGGCCAACCAGCAACUUCAUCUCUCGAAACAACAUGGCUGGCAUGCCGGCCAUCAACACUCGUCGAGAUGUCACAACACAGGGCCCACCCCCGAUACCCACACCCCAGCUCCCCAUCGGCGAGCCUACCAUCCACUAUGCCUUCAACGUCCCCUUUGCCUCCGAUCUCGCCGGCCCCGACACCGAGGACAUUCUCCACGCCACCACCGAUGCCGUCCUCCGCUGGACUCAUCCCGUCGAGGCCCCCGACGAUGUCCCCGUCCACGCUCUCCACGUCCAUGUUAUGAACCUUGAGGGCCUCCGUCAGCUAUGCCACAGCAUCACGACAAACCCCCUGCCCAUCGAGGCACACGUUCUUUCGGGCACUCCCAAGAAUGCCCGCGGUCUCGUCACCACGGUGUGCUUGUCCGGUCCCGCCGACCUGGUCUAUCAAACACGCGAGGCGAUCCUGAACAAGACCCCCAUCUCACUAGUGCGUCACAUCUUUUUGUGCAACUGUGCUUUUUCUGUGUCUUACUUUCUUGACGAAACCUCGAGGUUUUGUGGCGUCGACAUCUUCCUCCUCGGGCCCAAGCUUGCCCCGGUGGUUGAUGGCUUGAACGGCGAUGUGGAGCUCCGGAGAGACCAGCGCUGGCGGGUGGCCAUUUAUGGCGACAACAUGUCUGCGGAACAUGCCAAAACCCGCGUUCUUAUUCAUAUUGAUCAACUCCUGGGGCGGGUUGCUGACUCUAUCAAUGUCGACUAUAGCGUCCAGCAGAUCUUGAUCGGACGCAACCGCAAGAACAUCAAGCUGAUCGAGUCAUCAACCAACACGGCCAUCUACUUCCCUCCGCCGUUCCUGAGCUGCUAUUCGUACUGCCCACCCGGCGCAACACGUCGUGGAGAGUCUGAUGUCUUCAUCACUGGCGAGAACACGCAAGCUAUCGAGCAGGCAAAGUACAAGAUCCACGAGUACCUCACGCGUGUCAGGCUCUACGUGAAGGAUGUUCAGAUUACGCCUGCCAAGCUCGACAGUGUUCUGCUCACUCGUAUGGACAAGGUGAGGAAGAUUGCCGAGAACAACAAUACGCAUAUUCUGCCACCCAGUCUUGGGUCCAUGAAGAACGUGGCUCGCUUCCAAGCCCUGGAGAACUUGCCCCUCGAGCGUUCCGUCCGCGAGUUGAUGGCCUUGGUUGGACAGUUCUACACGGCUACCUGGUGGAUCUCUCAUCCCGACAACCGCCAGCCCAUGCCGACUCCCAACGAUAUUCGGACCAUGCUCAGCGAUAUUUGUGCCAACUCGGAAGCCGAUGUGAAGUUUGACAACCGAUGCUUCACCAUUUCAGGCUCGGAUGAGGCUGUCAAGACCGCUUUGGCCGUCAUCAACGAUAUCAAAUGGGUCAAUCAAUCUCCCCAGUCCCAGAUUCGAGUCAAGAUCGAGCUCGCCAACGAACAUAAGGAAUUUGUGAGCGGAAAGAAGAAUGGCAAGAUCAACAAGAUCAUGGGGCAGAGCAACGUGCAGAUCAUCUUCGACACGUUUGGCGAGUACAACUUCAACAUCGAGGUGGUCACACAUUCGUACGAGGCUGUCAAGCACGGAUUAACACUGGUGGAGCAAGAGAUGCCGGCAUCGAUUUCGUUCCAUGUCCCGGAUCAGUACCACAAACGCAUCAUUGGCAUUGGUGGGCAGCAUAUCCAACGCAUCAUGAAGAAGCACUCGGUCUUUGUCAAGUUCUCCAACGCAAUGGAUAGAGGCGGUCUCACCCGAGAAGAUGACGACUCUAGGGUCGACAAUGUGAUCUGCCGCACCCCGGCACGCAACGCUCAGAAUCUUGAACUCGUGAAGAGCGAGAUUCUUGAGAUGGUUUCCAGGGCUGACUCUGAAUUCAUGAACCAGACUGUCAAGAUCGACCGCCUCUACCAUCGUGAGCUGCUGUCCAGGUUGCCCGAGAUUGAAGAGAUAGAGAAGAUGUGGAACUGCAAGAUUGUUUUCCCUAGUACGGAGCAGGCCACCGAUGAGCUCACUGUGUCUGGACCUCAGUGGUUGGUGCCCAAGUGCAUUGAUUCAUUUUUGGGCAUGGUUCCCGACAAGCACGAAGUCGUGAUGGAGCGGACUCCUACUCUGAUCAGAUUCCUCGAGUCCCCGGAGUUUGUUCAGAACAUUGUCCCCAAGCUGAAGACCCAGUACGAAGUCGAUGUCACGGUGCACGAGAAUUCCGAGGAGCGUGCCGCCAACGGCAACCCCUCCGUCACUCUGCUUUGGCAGUUCACCCGUAACAAUGCAGGUGGUGUCUCUGAUGCCAUGGACUUCCUCCAGGGCGAGUUUGCCACUGCCGGAGUGGAGCCCGUCUUCAUCAGAGGUGCUCUCUCCCGCCCGAAGCCGGACACGUUCGAAGAGGCGCUGCCGUACUUUGACUCCAAGCUUCUUCAGCACGCACCAGCUCCGGUUGCCACCGACUCUCCCACCAAGCCUUCGUUCGGCGAGGAGACUGCUCGGGAACGGUCUAGUCUCUUGGAACGACUUCGCAGACCUGGUAGUGGCAUGUCCUCGAUCUCGUCCUUCUUGGACCGCAGAAAGAACAGCUCGCACUCGGCCACCAGCUUUUUCAAGGGCUCCAGCAACGUCUCCAAGUCGUCGCUCGUGUCGAUCGAAUCGACUCGCAGUUUCAAUGCGGACCGCAACCCCUGGAACGACAGUGGUGUCAACCUCGCCGACGAGGACUCUGGCAGCCCUUGGCCCUCGGCAGUUCUUGUUGGAAACGGGAUUGGCAACAAUCUGGCCGUCCCUCACCACGGCGACAUGACUCCUCGCCACGCCGCCCGUCGGUCUGACGACAGCGGGCGUCCCUCUACCUCUCAUUCAACAAAUUCAGGAUACCCAGGCCCUCUUGUGCCAUUUCGUUAA
Podospora anserina S mat+ is the source of this 2910-nucleotide messenger RNA. RefSeq lists its product as uncharacterized. Gene Ontology annotation, cellular component: cytoplasm; nucleus. The transcript has 6 exons. The record is from RefSeq and is a predicted model, not a curated record. Gene Ontology annotation, biological process: nuclear division. Gene Ontology annotation, molecular function: mRNA binding. NCBI's taxonomy places the organism in Eukaryota, Fungi, Ascomycota, Sordariomycetes, Sordariales, Podosporaceae. Bases 1 to 2910 code for a protein of 969 amino acids.